Molecule: messenger RNA, 2345 nt
Organism: Scaptodrosophila lebanonensis
Lineage: Eukaryota; Metazoa; Arthropoda; Insecta; Diptera; Drosophilidae
Gene: Tace
Product: ADAM 17-like protease
Exons: 10
Coding region: 25-2226 (733 amino acids)
Biological process (GO): Notch signaling pathway; membrane protein ectodomain proteolysis
Cellular component (GO): plasma membrane
Molecular function (GO): metalloendopeptidase activity
Source: RefSeq, a predicted model, not a curated record
AAAAAUAUCCAUUGAGGGCGAAAAAUGUUUACAAAAUGCAUUCAUUUCUGCUGUUUAACAAUAAUUCACGUUCUAUUCACCUGUCUUUUAGUUGAAAACAGUCGUGCAUUGGAGCACACGCUGAGUUAUUACGAAGUGCUCCAUAGAGAUGAUGUUAUACAUCGCGUGGUCAAGCGCGGCGUCAAGCAGAGCUCCAACCCCUUCAACACCAUUAAAGAGGUGGAGUUCAAAACGCUGGGCAAGAACUUUCGCCUAAUUUUGCACCCGCAUCGCGAUGUGCUGCACAGCAAAUUCCGAGCAUAUGCGGUAGACGCUGAUGGCAAUGAGACUGUCGUCCAUAUGGACCGUGACAACUUUUAUACGGGCCGGGUCUUUGGCGAGCUGGAUUCUUCAGUGCGUGCGCACAUUGAGGAGGGCACCAUGACAAUGUCCAUACACCUGCCCGACGAAACCUACCACAUAGAGCCUUCCUGGCGCCAUUUGCCUACAGCUAAGCAGCACACAAUGGUGGCCUACAAAUCUUCCGAUGUAAAGCUCAAUCAGAAAGAGCACGGUGCGACACCGAAAACUUGUGGCUAUGUUAAAGAGGGCCUCGAGCUGGAAAGUGCCGAGGACGAACUGGAGGACAACACAAUUCAAGUUAUGCAUUCGCGUUCGAAGCGUCAAUCGGAUCAGUAUGAGUACACGCCAACAAAGACGCGUUGCCCUUUGCUUCUGGUAGCCGACUACCGCUUCUUUCAGGAAAUGGGAGGCGGCAACACCAAGACCACCAUUAACUACUUGAUAAGCCUAAUAGAUCGGGUGCAUAAAAUCUACAAUGACACCGUGUGGCAGGAUCGCUCCGAUCAGGAAGGCUUCAAGGGAAUGGGUUUUGUGAUUAAGAAGAUUGUCGUGCACUCGGAACCGACGCGGCUGCGUGGCGGUGAGGCGCAUUAUAACAUGAUACGCGAGAAGUGGGAUGUUCGUAAUUUGCUGGAGGUCUUUUCACGGGAGUAUAGUCACAAAGACUUCUGCUUAGCUCAUCUCUUUACCGAUCUCAAAUUCGAAGGUGGUAUCUUAGGCUUGGCUUACGUUGGCUCGCCACGUCGCAAUUCCGUUGGCGGUAUUUGCACACCAGAGUACUUCAAAAAUGGUUAUACACUGUAUCUGAACUCAGGGCUAAGCAGUUCCCGAAACCAUUACGGUCAGCGUGUAAUUACACGCGAAGCGGAUCUGGUUACGGCUCACGAAUUCGGACAUAACUGGGGCUCCGAGCACGACCCAGACAUACCGGAGUGCUCACCCAGCGCCUCCCAGGGUGGUAGCUUUCUAAUGUACACCUACUCUGUCAGUGGGUACGAUGUGAAUAAUAAGAAAUUUUCACCUUGCUCUCUUCGCUCCAUUCGGAAAGUUUUGCAAGCAAAGUCCGGACGUUGCUUUUCCGAACCUGAGGAGUCAUUCUGCGGCAAUUUGCGCGUAGAAGGGGACGAGCAAUGCGACGCGGGUCUGCUAGGGACCGAGGACAAUGACGCUUGUUGCGACAAGAACUGCAAGCUGCGUCGCAAUCAGGGGGCCAUGUGCAGCGAUAAGAACUCGCCGUGCUGCCAGAACUGUCAGUUCAUGCCUGUGGGCAUGAAGUGCCGAGAGGCCCAGUACGCUACCUGUGAGCAGGAAGCUCGCUGUACGGGCAGCCAUGCCGAGUGUCCGAAGUCGCCGGCCAUGGCGGAUGGUACAAUUUGCCAGGAGCGCGGUCAAUGCCGCGGCGGCAAGUGCGUGCCUUAUUGCGAGACCCAAGGGUUGCAGAGCUGCAUGUGUGAUAUCAUUGCGGAUGCCUGCAAGCGAUGCUGUCGCAUGAGCAUCAAUGAGACUUGCUUCCCUGUGGAGCCACCUGAUGUACUGCCCGAUGGUACGCCUUGCAUCACAGGCUUUUGCAAUAAGGGCGUUUGCGAGAAGACCAUCCAGGAUGUUGUCGAACGCUUUUGGGACAUCAUUGAGGAGAUAAAUGUCGCAAAAACACUGCGUUUUCUAAAGGAUAACAUUGUCAUGGCUGUUGUCCUUGUUACCGCCAUGUUCUGGAUACCAGUGAGCUGCGUGAUCUCAUAUUUCGAUCGCAAGAAGCUGCGCCACGAAAUAAAACAAAUAGAUUGGAAUCACAAAUUGGAUCUCAUUCACCCGAGCGAUAGAAGACGCGUCAUACACAUACGCGUACCGCGUCAAAAGAUGUCCGUGGCGCGAGCAUGUAACUAGCACAAAAGACGGAGCGGUCAUAGUUUUAUCUUCCGUGAGCAUUCUUCUCAAAACUGCCACAAUUCUUUUGUAUUAAGACAUUUGAAAAUACAUAAAUGAAUAAAAUUCCCUAAAGUACA